AUGAAGGCUACUGGAUGGCUGACAGUUUUGCAGGCACUUGCAGUGUUUGCAGUGCCACUUCAAGGAGGUCACGAGCUCUGGAAGCCAGUCCAACUUGCGCCUUCUUCCGUGCAGGGGUCAGUAGAAACAGCCACGGUACUUCCUCAAACAAAUCAGCAAACCACCAUUCAUGAGCCCACACUCGUGACGAGAAUCUCACAAGAGUCUCAUGAAUCAGUCGACUGGGUCGACUCAGUUUCGGUUGCUCCUACCACGACCUUUGCUGGAACAACUUUAGCAGCUAGAAGCGCGGCGCCGCUUGCUUCGAUCCCUAUUUCGGAUGAAGGGGAACACUUUGCAUCGGUCAAGACAUCUACAGUUGUUCCCAGUGUUCCUGUACGGACUACUCCAACCAAGUCUGGAACUGCUCAAGUCUUACCAUCUCUGACUACCGCCAUCCCUCACACUACCGGGAGCGUCAUCACGAGCUUGGUCACGGAAGGAGAGCCAACCUUACCACCACUCCUCAGUACUAGUAUCUCAUCUCCAACUAGUUUGCUCGUACUAGCUGCAGGAGCAACAUCAAGCAAACCUUCCUCCGCUACCAACAAGUCUCCACUUGUCAUGGGAUCUCAAAAUAUCUUCCAGCCAAUUGCCACGAAUGCACCACCUUCGGCCAUUGGAACAAGACCGGAUCAUCCAGUACCCAGACUGGGCAUUCAAGCACAGAGCUCUCCUAUUGGAACCAAUAAGUUCUACGCCAAUUUCUUCCUCGGAUCUCAGACCGCUGCAGCAUGGACCCAUCCAUACUCGGUCGCCUGGUCAAAGGGUGGUGGAUCAUCCAAGAGUUGGGGUAUGUCCAUUCAGCAUAUUGAUGCCAGCCAACGAGUUUUCGGCCCUGAUCCAAACGCAAAUCCGGCUCAGUACUUCAUCAACCCUAUUGGGAUCCAAUCUAUUGUUCUUUCGGCAAUGGAGCUUGGAGCAUCGACAACCAUAUCGAUGGACACAGUUACUGAAUUCUCAGCUAAUGUCAAUCUCCUUCAGAGUCCCGGGGCUGGACCAUCAGUAACCUUCCCUCUUGUGCAAGGUAUGGGAUUUGUUUCCGGUAUCUACACUGGCUCUACGCCCAUUUUACAGACCGGUGUCUUCUUCCGAUCCAUCACCAAGGUUACGACCAGUCCCAAGCCCGGCGUGACCAAGUACAGCAUUCUACUUGAGGAUGGAAAAGUUUGGCUACUAUAUGCCUAUUCUCCAUCUGGUGCUGGACUCGAGUUUACUGUCGUGAACAAUGGUCUGGCUCAAGCUACAUCAGGUUUCAAUGGUAUCAUCCAGAUUGCCAAGAGCACCAGCAGUAUGUCGGAAGCUCUGUACGAUGCUGCUUGUGGCGCUUACCCAACCACUACUACAAUAUCUGGAAGUGUCAAUGGUGCCACAGGCUCCUACACGCUUUCAUUCUCGGCAGCAGGCAUGCUCAACACCGAUCUUCUCAUGUUCGCUCUACCCCACCAUAUCGAGUCCUUCGACGCCAACACCGCAUCAGGAGUCACCAGCUUCACCCUAGACACGACCACCAAAGGAACAGCUACUGCUGUUGUAGGCAACUCCUGGACCAUGAUCGAGAAUCUUCCAGUCGCCAUGGGAUUCGGACCAUACAAUCCCUCGGCUGGAAAUCCAGGUAGUCAAGGAAGUACCAAAUUCUCCUUCUCGCAAUCAACUAUGGCCGCUAUGCAAGCUGUUGCCCAAAGUGAAAUCUCCCAGAACAUGAGUAUCCAGACGAAUCUCAAUUCCAUGUACUACAGUGGAAAGGCUCUAGCAAAAUUCGCCCAAAUCGUCUACGCACAAGCCGCACUACUCGAUAACCCCGGCCUCGCUCAAGCCGGCUUGAACGAGCUGAAGCAAGCAUUUGCACUCUUCGCCCAGAACCAACAGCAAUACCCCCUCGUCUACGAAACAGCAUGGGGAGGCAUCGUCUCAACCGCAUCCUACGUGACCGGGAACUCGGGCGUUGAUUUCGGCAACACGUAUUACAACGACCAUCACUUCCACUACGGAUACUUCAUCCUCACCGGCGCCAUAAUCGGCACCCUCGACCCAACCUGGCUCCCCGCCAACGCCCCCUACAUCGACGCCCUCGCCCGCGACAUCGCCAACCCCUCCCCCCUGGACCCCUACUUCCCCGUCUCCCGCAACAUGGACUGGUACCACGGGCACUCGUGGGCGCACGGCCUGUACGAGACCUUCGACGGCAAAGACCAAGAAUCGUCGUCCGAAGACGCCAUGUCCGCCUACGCGCUCAAGAUGUGGGGUUUCGCCUCCGGCAACGCGAAUCUCGAAGCGGUGGGCAACCUGCAACUGGCCGUCACCGCGCGGGCGAUCCAGAAUUACUACCUAUAUACGAACAGUAAUGUUAUUCAGCCGCCGAACUUCAUCGGGAAUAAGGCCGCGGGGAUCCUGUUUGAGAAUAAGAUUGAUCAUACGACGUAUUUUGGGACGAAUGUUGAGUAUAUUGAGGGGAUCCAUAUGUUGCCUCUGCUGCCUUGUAGUUCGUUGACGAGGACGAAGGAGUUUGUGCAGGAGGAGUGGGAUAAGUAUUUUUCGAAUGGGAGGGCGGCUACGGUGCAGGGUGGGUGGAGGGGAGUUCUGUAUGCGAACUUGGCGUUGGUUAAUCCCGCGGCUGCGUGGCAGUAUUUUACCGCGGCGAACUUUGAUCCGAGUACGUUGGAUGGCGGCGCGAGUCGGACGUGGUAUAUGGCUAUGGCUGCUGGUAUGGGAGGUGCGCAGUAG
Messenger RNA from Mollisia scopiformis, 2763 nucleotides. RefSeq names its product glycoside hydrolase family 81 protein. The transcript has 4 exons. The coding region runs from base 1 to 2763 and encodes 920 amino acids. Gene Ontology annotation, cellular component: cell surface. Lineage: Eukaryota; Fungi; Ascomycota; Leotiomycetes; Helotiales; Mollisiaceae. Gene Ontology annotation, molecular function: glucan endo-1,3-beta-D-glucosidase activity; endo-1,3(4)-beta-glucanase activity. The record is from RefSeq and is a predicted model, not a curated record.